AUGGUGUGCCAACUUAUCUUUCAUGGUACCGUCAUUCACUGUGAGGAAUGUUUCGAGCCGAGAAUUCUCAAAGAUUGCGUCGUGAUCGUGGCACGUGAUGGCUGCAUAUCACAUAUCAAGCCUGAUGUUCCAGAGAGCCAGGUGCAAGGCUUUCUUUCUACACUUCAGCUGCCGGAAGUCUCCCAAGUUCGGUCUCUUCAGCAGACCGAGUUUCUAAUCCCAGGCGUCAUCGACACGCACAACCACGCGCCUCAAUGGUCUCAAAGGGGACUUGGUGGAGGCCUUCAUAUCCUUGAGUGGCUAAGCGAGGUCACUUUCCCCAACGAGGCCAAAUUUCAAGACCCAGAACAUGCACGAAAAAUCUACUCUUCCUGCGUUGAUGGGUUCAUCAAGCAAGGAGUCACCACGGCGUCUUAUUAUGGAUCUUUACACUGUGAGGCCACUAAGAUUCUGGCCGAAAUCUGUCUCGCCAAGGGUCAACGGGCACUAAUCGGCAAGUGUAAUAUGAAUCGAAAUGCACCAGACUACUACCGAGAUAAGGACGCCGACGAGUCCUUAAAAGUCACUCAGGAUAUAAUCAAUUAUAUCUAUACACUCGAUGAGAGUGGAAGUCUGAUCAAACCUAUCUUGACUCCACGCUUUGCGAUCUGUUGCGAUAAUGAAUUGUUAACAGGUUUAGGGUCUAUUGCUACCCAAAACCCUGACAUACCUAUCCAGACCCAUUUCAAUGAGGCUCAACAAGAAAUCGAUGCUACGUUAAGCUUAUUUCCAGGUUUCCAGAAUGAGGCUGAUCUCUACGAGUCCUUCGCUCUACUUACAAACCGUACUAUUCUGGCUCACUGCACCAUCAUGACGGAUUACGAGAUCGACAAGCUUCAACAAGCGGAUUGCGGCGUAGCUCACUGUCCUAUCGCAAACACUACCGUCGGUGGCGGCUUUAUGGCCGCUCCUAUACGAAAACUCUUGAACAAGGGCAUUAAAGUCGGCUUAGGCACUGAUAGUGGCGGUGGAUUUUCAUCGAGCAUCCUCGAUGCGAUACGUCAGGCGAUUAUCGUCUCCAACGCCAGACAAGUCAUGACGAGUGAACCAGCAGCACUCUCUAUCUGGGAGUGCUUCUACCUAGCCACCUUGGGUGGUGCCAGAGUAUGCAGUCUCGAGGAAAGGAUCGGGAACUUUCAAGUAGGCGAGGAAUUUGAUGCUCUUGUAGUGCAAACGGAGGCUUGUGGUGUGAUGACCAUGCUUCAAGAUGAGGACAGUCCCAAAACGAUGUUUGAAAAGUUUUUGAUUAGUGGCGACGACCGGAACAUUGCUGAAGUCUACGUUCGUGGCCGGCAAUUGAAGAAGAUUUCAUAA
Exophiala bonariae is the source of this 1353-nucleotide messenger RNA. RefSeq lists its product as uncharacterized. The transcript has a single exon. NCBI's taxonomy places the organism in Eukaryota, Fungi, Ascomycota, Eurotiomycetes, Chaetothyriales, Herpotrichiellaceae. The record is from RefSeq and is a predicted model, not a curated record. Gene Ontology annotation, cellular component: cytosol. Gene Ontology annotation, molecular function: guanine deaminase activity; zinc ion binding. The coding region runs from base 1 to 1353 and encodes 450 amino acids. Gene Ontology annotation, biological process: guanine catabolic process.